AUGGCAGAGGCAUUUCUUAGCUCUCUUAUCAAGGAGGAGAUCGUACUGAUCUUGGGCGUUGACAAUGAAAUGAAGAAGCUGUGCAGCACUCUCACCACCAUCCAAGCUGUGUUGGAGGAUGCGGAAGACAAGCAAAUCCAGAGCAAGCCAAUUCGUGACUGGCUGCAGAAGCUCACCACUCUUGCUUAUGAGAUUGAUGACAUUUUGGAUGAGUGCAACACUCAUGUCUCCAAACUCAACAACACUCAUUCAAAGCUCAACCGCAAAAGCCUCAAGAAUUUUUUGUAUCGCCACAACAUCGCAAGAAGAAUGAAGCAAGUCAACGAGAAAAUGAUGGCCAUUGCUGCGGAGCGUGGUAGGUUUCAUCUGCGUGAGAUGCCUGUUCAUAGGCCAAGAGAAGUUGCUCUUGCCUCACGCGAGACGGCUUCCCUGUUGAACGAGUCUGAUAAGAUUCAUGGCAGGGAAAAAGAUAAAGACAACAUUGUGAAGAUGUUGUUGAAUGAUGGGAAGGAAAAACAGGAGAUCUCCGUGCUGCCAAUCAUCGGUGUUGGUGGCCUUGGGAAGACCACUCUCGCUCGACUAGUAUUCAACGAUCCACAGGUGGAAGAGCACUUUGAUGUAAGGAUUUGGGUUUGUGUUUCUGAAAACUUUGAGAUGAAGACCUUAGUGAAGGCCAUGAUUGAAUCUGCCAUGGGGAGUGGAGAAGCUUCGUGUCUGCAGCACUUGGAUGCUGUAGAGCGUCGCCUCUGGGACUUGUUGAGCAAAAAAAGAUACUUGAUUGUGAUGGAUGAUGUCUGGAACGACCACCAGGAUAAAUGGUUUGAGUUGAGAGAUGUUCUAUCAUGUGGCUCAACAGGCUCAUUUGUCAUCGUCACCACACGUCAGAAGAAGGUUGCUGAUUUAAUGACAACACUUCCAUGUUAUUACCUUGAGGGGCUGUCGGAUGAGCACUGUUGGGUGCUACUGGAGCAGCGCGCCUUCGGUCCAGGAGAAGAAGUGUCGUCACAAUUGAAGAUAAUUGGGAAUCAGAUCGUGAAGAAAUGUGCUGGAGUGCCUCUAGCUGCUACAUCGCUUGGAGGAAUCCUACGGUUUAAAAGAAAGGAAUAUGAGUGGAUAUAUGUGAGAGAUAAUGAUAUUUGGAAGUUGUCAGCAGAAGAGAGUUUGAUCAUGCCAGCGUUGAGAUUGAGCUAUCAUCAUCUUCCACUGGAACUCAGACAAUGCUUCGCAUAUUUUGCAGCCUUUCCUAAGGAUCAUUACAUUGAAAAGGAACGACUGAUCCUUCUAUGGAUUGCUCAUGGAUACAUUUCAUCAAAGGGGAGUCUACAACUAGAAGAUGUUGGAAAUCAAAUAUGUGAUGAGCUACUACUCCGAUCUCUUCUACAAGUGGAUUACAUGAACAGGAUUAGUAUGCAUGAUCUCGUUCAUGAUCUUGCGGAAUCAAUAAUGGAGAACAAAGUCACAGGAGUACAAAGUGAAAGAAAUCUCACAAGUGCAUCAACUAUCCGCGAGGUAUGAAGAAAGAUGACCAACUUGAGGAACUGAAAUGCUUGAACCUCGGUGGAAGGCUUGAGAUUAGACAUCUGGAGAGAGUAAAAG
Salvia hispanica is the source of this 1596-nucleotide messenger RNA. Lineage: Eukaryota; Viridiplantae; Streptophyta; Magnoliopsida; Lamiales; Lamiaceae. The record is from RefSeq and is a predicted model, not a curated record.